This is a messenger RNA of Syngnathus acus (greater pipefish), 6565 nucleotides long. Its product is annotated as serine/threonine-protein kinase BRSK2. NCBI's taxonomy places the organism in Eukaryota, Metazoa, Chordata, Actinopteri, Syngnathiformes, Syngnathidae. Gene Ontology annotation, biological process: microtubule cytoskeleton organization; protein phosphorylation; intracellular signal transduction. Bases 2264 to 4858 code for a protein of 864 amino acids. The transcript has 22 exons. Gene Ontology annotation, molecular function: ATP binding; protein serine/threonine kinase activity; tau-protein kinase activity. The record is from RefSeq and is a predicted model, not a curated record. Gene Ontology annotation, cellular component: cytoplasm.
ACUGGAGCACGACCGCACUCUCUGGACAAUACAAUAGGAACACCUGCAUUAAUACAAAACCUAACACAAGAGCUUUCAUUUCUGUCAAUGGGUGACAACUAUUCAACUAUUGAUUAUUUUUAAGAAAAGGUUCUAAAUGAUUUGUGAUGUCACAUUAAAUGCUUAUACAAGGUUGUUGGUUAAACAAACGCUGAAACAGCCUAAACCAACAAAACCUGUGACACAAAAUCCGGAAUCUCCAGUCAGAAAAAAAAUCCCCUCCCUUAGCUCCCCCCUGCUGAGAGUAUUUGAGAUGCAUUAGGGGGCCUUUGUGAUGCGCAUUGUUUGCCUCUAAAGGUCUGUCAUCUGCAUAUUCAUUAGGAAGACUUCCAAAACAAAAGAAGGGGAAUUAAAGUAUUUAACAACCCUUCAAUUAAAGGGGUGGCUGUUCACAUGCAUUAGGAUAAAUACUAAAGUAGAGAAGAACAUUAAGAGCUUAAACUAUACAAUGACUUUAAAACAUGUAUACCUUGCGUAUAAAAAGUCGACACCCCCCCUGUUCAAAUAAAAUGAAACCACAAGUGUGCAAGUUUUGAACAGGGGUGUGUAGACUUUUUCCUACCCACUUCAAAGCUCCACAGUACCUGACACCAUCAACGCUUCGGAAGCGUCUGCCUCUCCCCCCCUCCCCACCAUCUCACUCCCUUCUUCACGUCUUCGUGUAGCAGAUGUGCACUUGACCGCAAACUCUUGCAGGAGCGCGCUCUCGACACAGCGCGCCUCUUCUGUCAACAUGCCAAGAAGCUCUGACGAAGCUGCACCGGCACCAUGCCAGCUUAUCAAAGCAGACGCUGGCAAGUGUAUCAGAGAGAAGGGCACGGUGGAGUGUCAAGACCUCCUCGACGCCUUCCAUGCCUGUGCAAAGACUCUGUCUGAGGGAUCGUGACAUCAGAAAGUGGAUUGAACCAUCUGGAAAAACUGGAGGGGAGGAGACACGUUUGUACAAGGGACUUGUCAAUGCCAACCGUGUUUUGUAAAGAUUUUAUUGUAUUUUAUUCUGGACUGUCAAUGCUGUCUUGUGUAAGCAUAUUUUGCAAAAAAUAAACUUGAAUAAUUUAAAGUACACACUCUAUUUUUGUUUUGUGUUCAUUGUGGAGUGUUAUUGGAGUCUCCAAAAUGCGUCCUGCCUUUUCCAGGUUCAAAUCUGAAGGUAUUCAAAGUUGCAUGGGUCCAUUUGUGAGAUUUAUGGACAAGAUGUGCAACACCUCAGCAUCGUCAUCUCCUAUUGGCCAUCUGUUUAUAGCCUGGAUGCGGGAGGGGGAGGGCGGGGCUGGAGAGGCGAGAAGAGAGGAUGGAGAAGGACCCGGAUGCUGAUGCGAGUGAUGCGAAGGAAGAGAGAGAGAAAAAUACCGAUUUACGGCAAGAAAAGCGAUGGGAGUGUAAUACAACGGGGCCUAUAAACGCUCCGACAAUUAUCAGCUAAAGAGGGAACCGGAGGUAGCGCUAAACGGGAGAUACUUGUGUCGCUUUUCUUUUUUUUUUUGCAGCCGCUUCGGAGAAGAUGCUGCUGUGAGAUCGGCUGCCUCCUCGCAGGGAUGUAGAGCUGAUCGCUGGGGAGGACAGGACAGGCGGGGAGAGGGGGGGGACUCCGAGACGACACCGGAAUGCAUAUUUUUUCGCCGGCUACGCGCCGCAUCCACCUGUCGAGAGAAUGAGUCGUCCGUUGAGGCAGUGUAACGAGCGUUUCUCGGAGUGCGACGAGUCGAGGCGCCGGGGCUUAUUUUGACAGGACGGCCGCUGGGUCAAGGCGCUGAAGCUAAAGCUACAAGCUAGCCUCGCUGCUGUGUGGGAGAGCGGCGGCGAGGCUACAUUUAGCAUGUCGGGGCACCUGUGAGGCCUGACAGAGAGAGAAAGAAGCAUAAAAUUCCAAAAACUGGAUCUAUGUUGGCCCACUUUCAAUGUAAUUUUUUUCCAAAUACUCGUCUUUGGAUCGGUGUGUGACAAGAUGUUAGUUGUGUAAAUAAGUGCUUGACUUCUGUCAUGUUUAUUCCUUUUCUUCAGCACUACUGAGCUUUUUCAUAAAUAAGUACAAAAAAAUUGACAAGGAAAUACUAACUUGUCAGGUUUAAAUGGAGGCUUUUACGGACUUCCCUCCCUAUUUGCUAAGUAUCUUCAAAUGCGAGUGCUGUGUAUGCCACAAUAACAUCUGGAUAAGCUGUAGAAUAUUUCAGUAAUUGCAAUAAUUGCCGUACGUGUAGUCUAGCGUUCCUCAAGUAAGAGCAGUAUGAGUAAAGAACUGUCUUUGAGUCAGUCCGCUCAAUAUGUCGGACCCUAUCGGCUGGAAAAAACACUGGGCAAGGGACAGACGGGUCUGGUCAAGCUCGGCGUCCACUGCAUCACCGGUCAGAAGGUGGCCGUCAAAAUCGUCAACAGGGAGAAGCUGUCCGAGUCGGUUUUAAUGAAGGUUGAGAGGGAGAUCGCCAUCCUGAAACUGAUCGAGCAUCCGCAUGUGUUGAAACUGCACGAUGUAUACGAGAAUAACAAGUACCUAUACCUGGUCCUGGAACACGUGUCAGGAGGAGAGCUCUUUGACUACCUGGUGAAGAAAGGCCGUCUGACUCCCAAAGAAGCCAGGAAGUUCUUCAGGCAGAUCAUUUCGGCUUUGGAUUUCUGCCACAGUCACUCCAUCUGCCACAGAGACCUAAAGCCUGAGAACCUGCUGCUGGAUGAGAAGAACAACAUCCGCAUCGCUGACUUUGGUAUGGCUUCACUCCAGGUUGGAGACAGUCUGUUGGAGACCAGCUGCGGAUCACCGCAUUAUGCGUGCCCCGAAGUCAUACGGGGGGAGAAGUAUGAUGGAAGGAGAGCAGAUGUGUGGAGCUGCGGGGUCAUUCUUUUUGCUCUGCUGGUGGGCGCCCUGCCCUUCGACCACGACAAUUUACGCCAGCUCCUGGAAAAAGUGAAGAGCGGCGUCUUCCACAUGCCGCACUUCAUCCCACCGGACUGCCAGUCCCUGCUCAAGGGCAUGAUCGAGGUCAACCCUGAAAAGCGUCUCACGCUGGAGACCAUUCAGAAACACGCCUGGUAUCUGGGUGGGCGCAACGAGCCUUGUCCAGAGCAGCCUCCACCUCGACGAGUGUGCGUAGGGCAAAUCUUAUCGCUGACUGAGCUGGACCCGGAUGUGUUGGACAGCAUGCAUUCACUCGGCUGUUUCAGAGACCGCGUCAAGCUCACGCGAGAUUUGCAAUGUGAAGAAGAAAACCAGGAAAAGAUGAUUUACUACCUGCUGUUGGACAGGAAAGAGCGCUACCCCAGCUACGAGGACGAGGACUUGCCUCAGCGCAAUGACGCCGAUCCUCCUCGGAAGCGCGUGGACUCUCCCAUGCUGACGCGCCACGGUCGCUGCCGUCCAGAGAGGAAGAGCCUGGAGGUGCUGAGCGUCACGGAACAGGGCUCGCCCACACCUCCUCGCCGGGCUCUGGACGCCGCGCACAGCCAGAGGUCUCGCUCAGUGAGCGGAGCUUCCACCGGUCUCUCCUCCAGCCCCCUCAGCAGUCCCAGGUCCUAUCAAAGCCCCAUUUUCACUUUCAGCCAAUCAGAAGUCACCUCCGCUGCCGCUACCCCCCAAACAAAGGAGCCCAAACAGGGGAGCGCCACCACACCUCGCCCGGCACGGGCACACGACAGGCCCAAAGCUCCCCCCCAUCCAAAGAACCAGACCCUGCCCAGCAAGGGACCCGCCGAACGGCUUCACCUCCAGCCCAUCAAAUCCCUGCCUCUACACAACCCAUCCUCCCGCUCGCCAUCCCCCUCUCCGCUGCUCUCACCCGUUUCCCGUUUCCUCUUCCCUUCGUCCUCUGUCCUAAAGUCGGUGACUAAGAGCUUGUACCCAAACUCUGCCCACUCUGUGCCGCAGGUCACUCCCCAGGGCUCUCCGUUGCCCACGCCCUUGGGCACCCCUGUCCACCACCCUCACCACCCUUCCUCCACCCCGCCCUCCUCCUCCUCGUCCUCAUCCUCCUCGCGGGCAGAGGGAGGGGGCGGGGUGGGCUCCCUGUCGCUCACCCCGCCCUCUAGUCCCGGAGGGGGAAGCGGGAUCGCGGCCAGCAGCUCCGCCCAUUGGAGGACUCGCCUCAAUUCUUUUAAGAACAACUUGUUGGGCUCGCCGCGGUUCCAUCGUCGCAAACUGCAAGUCCCGACGUCAGAGGACAUGUCCAGUUUAACACCGGAAUCGAGCCCUGAGCUGGCAAAGAAGUCCUGGUUUGGGAACUUCAUCGGCCUGGAGAAAGAGGAGCAGAUCUUUGUGGUGAUCCGAGACAAACCUCUAAGUUCGGUCAAAGCCGACAUCGUCCACGCCUUCCUGUCUAUGCCGUCGCUCAGUCACAGCGUCAUCUCCCAGACAAGCUUCAGGGCCGAAUACAAGUCCUCCGGCGGCCCUUCCGUCUUCCAGAAGCCCGUCAAAUUCCAGGUGGAUAUUGCCUUCUCCGAGGGCGAGAGGGAGCGGGACAGGGAGAGGAGCGAGAGGGACGGAAGGAGGGAGACGGGAAUCUACAGCGUGACGUUCACCCUCAUAUCAGGUCCGAGUCGCAGGUUCAGACGAGUGGUGGAAACGAUUCAAGCCCAGCUUCUCAGCUCCCAUGAUCAACCCCUGGUGCAAGCCCUAUCUGAUCCCUUCCCAGAUGAGAAGAACGGCCGACCCCACAGGACCCCCACCCGCCAAAAUUCCAGGCGAUCAGAGGGUGGGGGCGACAGGUGCGAGUGGGGCGACCGAGCGGAUGGCGCAGGCAUCGGAGGCAGCGGCGGCGUUCUGCAGCGCAGAGGCUCGGCCAAGGAGAGAACCCGACUGCUGUCCACCAACGGAACCCAAUCGCAACCGUAGGUUAGAACGGGAAACGGCGCCGCGGGAUGCCGGAUCGACUUCCGCACUCUUUGACUUUAUCUUCAAGCAUCCCUCGCAAACCACGAGCUCCUCCCUCGACUUAAGUCGGAGUUGCUUUGAUAAUAGCAAGAAUUGAGCCUUCCCCCCCCACCAUCAUGCUUUUGUUUUUAACAAUUGUCUUGAUCCUUCGGAUGACCCGGAUUCCAACACCGGAGCGACGGAAUCGGUCUUUAAUGAAAACAUACCACGUGAAUGAGUAGUUUGGUAUCCCGCCAUAGAUACGGCUUCUCAAACUCAAACUAGGAAGUGCUAACGUGCAUGCCGGUUAGCAAAUCAGCCCGCUAGAAGACAAGACCCGAUAGCUCGUCUGCCAUAAGCAUUGUACUACAGCAUUCGAUACCAAAAAGAAUUAGGUGUGUUGUGACGGUUCUCCCGGUUAGACGGUGCGCGUUGGUGUCACUCUCAGGUGACGCGCGUCCACGAGUAGUCGAGCGACCGCUCGCUGGCGAAAGACAUCGUGUAUGUCAGUGGCAGAUUCAACCUGAAGCGUUCUCCUCCCUGAGGAGCUUCUCAGGAGGGCAGCGCCCUACCCUGACUCAAAGAAAACCAACCAAGUAAGCUAUGUAAGUGAAUGUGAAUUUUAUUUUUAUUUAUUUCCUUUGCGGACGUGCAGUGAUUGCAGCAAGGACAGCACACUCGCUGGGAAGAGGAAGCUGCUUUUUUUGGGGGGGGGGGGGGUAUUUAAUUUCUCUUCAGAGGCAAGAUGAACUAAUGCACUUGGACUCCUGUUACUCUGAGAUUUUUUUUUUUUUUAUUUCAACAGAAAUAGGAACAUUACUCUAUGGAGAGAGACGAGAGAGGAAAAAAAAAACACUAUGUGUGUAUAUGUCCAUGAACGUCCUCACAGCUGUUUUGCCCCACAUCGAAAAAGAACGACAUUCCCAACCUACGAAGCUUCAUAUCGAAGUCUCCUGUUUUCGUCCCAAAAUUUUCACAGCUCAUUCUGUCACAUCCUCGGUUGACCGGGACUUUGUCAAGGGCAAGUAAGCAAAUCGUCCCUCACACAGUCGGCUCGUAAUACUCAAGUACUCCAAUAGACUAGCAGAUGCUCUUCACCAGUCUUCCAUGCAGCACAAUAUGCAACUAAUGUGCAGGAUGUUGACCAACGGUUUCUGUUUGCAUAUUUAUUAACUUUGGUUUUACCGAUCCAUCACAUUGCACUUUGUAAAGGCAGUCCAAGGUUCAUCAUCUGAUAUUUAAUUCAUCACGCUUAUCGCCGGUUUGUGCGUUUGAUUGAACUUGACAGAUCAGAAGACGGCAACCAAUUUGUUCCAUCUUUUUGACCCCCCUCGUUGUCACUUUGACCCGGUUGUCUGCCCCUCACAUGUUGUGUAGCCCUCAUCAGCACGCGAGAAACUGUCAUUCGCCUCACCGUGUCCACUCGACUUUCUCUUCUAUACGCCGCCACGUUCACUGUCAUUGACCCCAACUGUGGCCAAGAUUGUAAACUAUUCUCCAUCCAUAAAGGGUCAGUAGAAUAAGGUGUCGAAAAAAAGAAAUGUCUGUAUCAUAAUUUAAAUAUAAAAAGUGCACUAUUAUAACUAUUGCCUGUGAUUAAAAAAAGAACAAUUAUGAUUGAAUCGAUGGUCAAAACAAAGAGAGAUCCACCUUAUUGUUAUGGUUACAAUAAUAAAUCCUAAAUCUGUG